GUUUCCCUGCACAAGCGGGAGCGCAGGCUCCUGUGAGGCGUGAGCUGGGAAAGGAAAGCCCCGCUCAGAGCGAGGAGGGAGAGCGGAUCACCCUGGCCUCAGGAUCGGAGCACCACCGGCCCUAGGAAGACUGAUCUCUGGCAUUAUCCUCCUGGCAGUUGGCAUCUGGGGCAAAGUGGGCCUGGAGGUGUAUUUCUCCCUGUUAAAUGAGAAGGCCACCAAUGUCCCCUAUGUACUCAUUGGCACUGGGACUGUCGUCAUCCUCCUAGGCACUUUUGGCUGUUUCGCCACCUGCCGUGGAAGCACAUGGAUGUUAAAACUGUAUGCCAUGUUCUUGUCCCUCAUCUUCUUGAUUGUGCUGGUGGCUGCUGUUGUAGGAUUUGUUUUCAGACAUGAGAUUAAAGACAGCUUUGAGAGCAACUACAGUCUUGCUCUGAAGAACUACAAUGCAACCAUGGAUCUCCGCAGCGAAGCUGUGGAUACCAUCCAGAGAACUCUACACUGCUGUGGAGUCCAGAGCUAUUUAAAUUGGGUGAAUACGACCUAUUUUGCACAGAAUGGAAUUCCUCAUAGCUGCUGCAAGCUUCAAAACUGCUCAGACGAAGACCUGAAGGACCUGAAUAAAGCCAAGGCAGAGGUGUUUGGUAAUGGUUGUUUCAGUCUGGUAACAACAGUUAUGGAGUCCAAAAUGAGCAUUGUGGCUGGCAUCUCCUUUGGCAUCGCUUGCUUCCAGUUGGUUGGGAUCUUUCUCGCCUGCUGCCUGUCCCGGUACAUCACAAACAAUCAGUAUGAGAUGGUGUAACAAGCCAGCCUGUGACCAAGGAAAUGUCCUUUGAUCUUCCUCCUCUGGAGAGCACUUCCAGUUUUCACCUGGUCCCAGCCUGCUGAAAUCAUGUUUGAACUGACUGAUCCUCUUCAGAAUCAGCUCACGGAACUGAGCGUUAACAGCUGUUCCGCUGUAAUCGGGGACUUGUCAAAACACUAUUCUUUUGUAACACUGAAUGGGGUCAUUAUUAUAGCUGAGGUAGUUUUAAUAACUACUUUCCUUCAGGCCCCUACCACCUCAUCUCCUCUCUAGAGCACAGGCAAUUUGAUUGCACAGUGAAGUAGCAUGAUAUGACACUAAUCGCAUCCCAUUCUUAGACUCUCUGUUAGUUAUUUAGGAAGGUGGUCUCUGAUAACUGGAAUUUACUGUUAGUUUUGGAGGUGUGUAGUAUGCAUUAAGAACGAAGUACUCUUUGCUUUCUCUCUUGUGCAGUUGGCCAUUUAAAUUAUAUUAUGCAACUCAGACUCUCUCACUGAUCAUUGAAACACCUACUAGUCCUAUCAUGCUAUUCAGCCACACUGCCAUGUUUGUUUGAGGCUCUGUGUUCAACAGCAUCUGUUUCCAGGUUCUUUUCCCCAAUCAAGGGUUUUAUAUCACUUUUUUAUAAUGGUAUUUUUUACCUUGUUCCUCUCUCCUGAUCAGGUUGUAGUGAUCUUUUGUAAGUUGUAGCGUGAGGUUUGGUGGUGUAGCUGUCUGGCCCAUAGUUUUGUAGCUAUGCCUCCACCAUGUUGGGCAUGUUUUCAUUGUCAGUAUUAUGUGCUGCUUUAAUUGUGUUGUGUAUUAAAUAGAAAUCUUGUUUUGAAACACAAUAAAUAUUAAAUAUUUUACUCCUAAA
This is a messenger RNA of Pelodiscus sinensis (Chinese soft-shelled turtle), 1661 nucleotides long. It is a transcript of the gene TSPAN6, whose product is annotated as tetraspanin 6. Gene Ontology annotation, cellular component: plasma membrane. The record is from RefSeq and is a predicted model, not a curated record. Lineage: Eukaryota; Metazoa; Chordata; Testudines; Trionychidae.